UCACACCAACUGACUGGUUCUUCUGAUGUUCACACAGGUUACCAUGUUGAGACAUUCUCUACAUCCAGAGAGCAACCUCAGGAAGAUCAGAGAGAUAAGAGGUCUCAUCACUGCCCACAUUGUGAAGAGAUUUUCCCAUUUCUAUCAAAGCUAAAAAUACAUCUAAAAAUACACACAGGAGAGAAGCCUUACUCCUGCUCUGACUGUUUAAAAUGCUUCAAAACAUCAACUCAUCUAAAAGUUCAUCAGAAGACUCACACAGGAGAGAAGCCUUAUUACUGCUCUGACUGUGGAAAACGUUUUAAAACAUCAACUCAGCUAAAAGUUCAUCAGAAGACUCACACAGGAGAGAAGCCGUAUUACUGCUCUGACUGUGGAACUAGUUUCUCUAAUCUGGGCACCUUAAAAACACACCAACGUAUACACACAGGAGAGAAGCCCUACUCCUGCUCUGACUGUGGAGCGAGUUUCUCUAAUCUGGGCACCUUAAAAACACACCAACGUAUACACACGGGAGAUAAGCCUUACGUCUGCUCUGACUGUGGAAAAUGCUUCAAAACAUCAACUGAGCUAAAAGUUCAUCGGAGGACACACACAGGAGAGAAGCCGUAUUACUGCUCUGACUGUGGAACUAGUUUCUCUCAACUUUCCCACUUAAAUUCACAUGAACGUAUACAUACAGGAGAGAAGCCUUACUCCUGCUCUGACUGUGUCAAAUAUUUCAAAACAUCAAAUGAGCUAAAAGUUCAUCAGAGAACACACACAGGAGAGAAGCCUUACGUCUGCUCUGACUGUGGAAAAUGCUUCAAAACAUCAACUGAGCUAAAAGUUCAUCGGAGAACACACACAGGAGAGAAGCCGUAUUACUGCUCUGACUGUGGAACUAGUUUCUCUCAACUUUCCCACUUAAAUUCACAUGAACGUAUACAUACAGGAGAGAAGCCUUACUCCUGCUCUGACUGUGUCAAAUAUUUCAAAACAUCAAUUGAGCUAAAAGUUCAUCAGAGAACACACACAGGAGAGAAGCCUUUCUUCUGCCCUGACUGUGGUACUAGUUUCUCUCAACUUUCAAACUUAAAUUCACAUGAACGUAUACAUACAGGAGAGAAGCCUUACUCCUGCUCUGACUGUGUAAAAUAUUUCAAAACAUCAUCUGAGCUAAAAGUUCAUCAGAGAACACACACAGGAGAGAAGCCUUACGUUUGCUCUGACUGUAUAAUUUGCUUCAAAACAUCAACUGAGUUAAAAGUUCAUCAGAGAACACACACAGGAGAGAAGCCUUAUUCUUGCUCAUACUGUGGAAAAUGUUUAAAAACAUCAAAUGAGCUAAAAGUUCAUCAGAGAACACACACAGGAGAGAAGCCUUACGUCUGCUCUGACUGUGGAAAAUGCUUCACAACAUCAACUCAUCUAAAAGUUCAUCAGAGAUCACAUACAGGAGAGAGGCCUUAUUACUGUUCUGACUGUGGAAAAUGUUUUAAAACAUCAAAUGAGCUUAAAGUUCAUCAGAGAACACACACAGGAGAGAAGCCUUUCUUCUGCCCUGACUGUGUAAAAUGUUUUAAAACAUCAACUCAUCUAAAAGUUCAUCAGAGAACACACACAGGAGAGAGGCCUUACUCCUGCUCUGACUGUGUAAAAUAUUUCAAAACAUCAACUGAUCUAAAAAUUCAUCAGAGAACACAUACAGGAGAAAAGCCUUACUCCUGUUCUGACUGUGGGGCAAGUUUCUCUCGACUGGAUACCUUAAAAAGACAUCAACAUAUUCAUGAAGGAGAGAAGCCAUACUCCUGCUCUGACUGUGUAAAAUGCUUCAAAACAGCAACUGAGCUAAAAGUUCAUCAGAGAACACACACAUGAGAGAAGCCUGCUUACGUCUCCUCUGACAUUCUGGUGAGUUUCUCUCACCAUAGCAACUUAACACACCAAUGUAUACACACAGGGGAGAAACCUUACUCAUGCUCUGUGGAGGGGUGGGAGUGUAAGUCAAACGUCUGGCCAAAGGCUGCGUGUUUGAAUCUCAUCAAGGAUGACUUUAGCAUUUUAGCUAAUUAGCAACUUUGCAACUACUUACUACUUUUUAGCUAUGUUAGCAUGUUAGCUAACCUUUCCCCUAAACCAAUUUAACUCUACCUUAAACUCCUCACCCCUAACCUAGCUAAUGUUAGCAACAACAAAUUGGCAUUCGUAACAUUUCAUACAUAUUACAAGUUCGGAAACAUAUUGUAUGAAUAGCAAUGCGUAAAAUAACAUACAAAUUGUAAUUCGUAACAUUUGAUACGUCCUACAAGUCGUAUUAUACUGAACAACAAU
Molecule: messenger RNA, 2313 nt
Organism: Salvelinus namaycush (lake trout)
Lineage: Eukaryota; Metazoa; Chordata; Actinopteri; Salmoniformes; Salmonidae
Product: zinc finger protein 585A-like
Exons: 1
Biological process (GO): regulation of transcription by RNA polymerase II; central nervous system development
Cellular component (GO): nucleus
Molecular function (GO): DNA-binding transcription factor activity, RNA polymerase II-specific; RNA polymerase II cis-regulatory region sequence-specific DNA binding
Source: RefSeq, a predicted model, not a curated record